Carassius gibelio (silver crucian carp) is the source of this 5540-nucleotide messenger RNA. RefSeq names its product pro-neuregulin-2, membrane-bound isoform. Gene Ontology annotation, biological process: intracellular signal transduction; nervous system development; animal organ development. Gene Ontology annotation, molecular function: signaling receptor binding. The coding region runs from base 684 to 2825 and encodes 713 amino acids. The transcript is spliced from 11 exons. The record is from RefSeq and is a predicted model, not a curated record. NCBI's taxonomy places the organism in Eukaryota, Metazoa, Chordata, Actinopteri, Cypriniformes, Cyprinidae.
GGGAUGGGAGAUAUCAUGGAUUGACCAUUUUUCUCGGGGUGUCGGAGGCUAAAGACGCACACGCCGGCCCGUGGGCGUUCGUUUCAGCACCCCAGCCCUGAAUCUGCCGUGUGGGGAAUAUUGCCCUGAUAGAUCGGGGUGGCGGAUAGAGACGGGGCGCGAGGGAUAUGGCAACAGCGUCUCGAGGCUACGAAAGUGUAUUCUUACAACAUUUGUGCUGAGGGGAUAUUGAAAGUAGCCCUAAUAGUUUACUGCAGCAUUUCACAUUCGACUGCAGUGGAAGAUACUCAGCAGCCAGUAGCGAGUAGGGCGCUCACCACUGCAAUUUCUGGGCAAAGACUGACUGGCGGCGUCUUGCAGAUACCUGCUCGUGUCCUCAGAGGAGGCAGCGUCCACGACUUUCCCUGCAUUUUUCGCUGCGCUUCGGAAGAAUGCAGUUGAGGGAUCUGUAUUAACCCAGCAGCAUUACGCCGUUUCCGGUUCCCAGCUGGUGUUUCCCGAUUGCAAAUCUAUCGGAAAAAAGCAGCGGUUCCCGAUGGCAUGGACACUUACGCAAGGUCUGCCGCGCCGCCGUGCUACUGGAGCCUAUUCGCAGUCUCUUCAGCCUUCAACCCAGCUCCGCCGCCAUCGCCCCGCAGCCCUGCCGCAACGCGACCACCGACCAUCGAGCCAAAGCUGGCGGCAUGAGGAGGCUUGAUUCGGUACACUUAUCCAUGCUGCUCAUCGGGGUCUCCUUCGCCUGCUACUCCCCGAGUCUGAAUUCCCUGCAGGACCAGGCUUACAGAUCCGCCGUGGUGAUUGAGGGCAAGGUGCAGUCCGCGCCUCAGAACGUCUCAGCGGAGCCGUACAGUGUGAAUGUCAAAGUCCUGUACGUUUGGCCGCGAAACAGCGGGGGUUUGGAGCGGGAUCAACUCGUCACCGUUGGGGAAUUUGGCUCGGAGGCUCCGUGCGCCAAAGUGAAGAAGAAUCACAAGUAUAUAUUUUUCAUGGACCCAACUGAUGAACCCUUGGUUUUUAAAGCGUCGUUUGCGCCCUUAGAUACAAGUGCGAAGAACCUGAAAAAAGAUGUUGGGAGGAUCUUAUGUGAAGACUGCGAUGCUCCUCCCUCACUGAAGCGCAUGAAAAAUCCUGUGUUGGUGGACGAAGGAAGCAGGCUGAUUUUGAGGUGUGGGGCCUCUGGCAAACCCACCCCGCAGUACAAGUGGUACAAAGAUGGCGCUGAACUGAAGAAGAGCAAAGAGAUCAAAAUUUCCAGGAACGGCAAGAAAACUUCCAAAGUUCAGAUUAGCAGUGCAAAGCUGGAGGAUUCUGGGAAUUACACGUGUGUGGCAGAGAAUAGUUGGGGAAAGGAGAAUGGCACCAGUACAGUGCACGUACAAAGCAUAACCACAACGUUAUCUCCGGGUUCGGGUCACGCCAGAAGAUGCAACGAGUCCGAGAAGGCGUACUGCGUGAAUGGCGGCGACUGUUACUACAUACAUGGUAUAAAUCGGCUAUCCUGCAAGUGUCCAAAUGACUUUACUGGUGAUCGCUGUCAAACCUACGUUAUGGCCAGUUUCUACCAGUCUCUUGGGAUUGAAUUUAUGGAGGCAGAGGAGCUCUAUCAGAAGAGAGUCCUGACAAUCACCGGCAUCUGUGUGGCUCUUUUGGUGGUGGGCAUAGUCUGCGUGGUGGCCUACUGCAAAACCAACCUCCCCCCCAGGAAACAGAGGAAGAAGAUGCACAAUCAUCUGAGGCAGAACAUUUAUGUGGAUCAUCCCAAUCGCAACCUGGCCAAUGGACCCAAUCACCCAGGCCCUGGUCCUGAGGAGAUACCCAUGGUAGAUUAUAUUUCCAAAAAUGUUCCGGCGACUGAGAGAGUCAUUGGACACAGAGCAGAGGCACCUUUUCCUGGCAGCCGGCAGUCUUCCAGAUCCCACAACUCCUCCACCCGGGCUCAUUCCUCCACUCACAGACAUGAAGGGAGAACGUGGAGUCUGGAGCGAACAGACAGCGUCCUCUCCGACUGUCCUUCCGGCAUGAUGUCGUCUUCAGUGGGGACCAGUAAAUGCAACAGUCCUGCGUGCAUGGAGGCGCGGGCCAGGCGUGCCGCACACUGUGGCUUUACUGAGCCCCACCGGCCGGCCCUGCAGUAUGGGGACUCUUUCGACUCGCUCGGGGACUCUCCGCAUAGCGACAGGUACGUGUCGGCGCUGACCACUCCGGCUCGUCUGUCUCCCGUGGACUUCCAUUACUCACUGCCCCCGCAGGUGCCUACUUUCCAGAUCACGUCUCCCAACGCCAGCCACGCCAUGUCUCUGCCCCCUGCCGCCCAUGCUCCCUACCCGCCGGAGGAGGACCAGCCACUGCUGCGGCGCUACCAGGUGCCCCUUCACGAGGCGCGGGGCCACGAGCCCUACAGGCAGCAGCAGCGUGGCAGCUACCUGCGAGACAACACCGGCAGCCUUCCCUCCAGCCCCUACCGGCUGGCUCAAGAGGAAGUGUACGAAAGCACCCAGGAGUACCUCUCCUCGAUGGAGCAACCAAAGAGAAGCAGUCGGCACUGGCACAGGUCCAGACUCAACGGCCACGUGGCACCACGCGGCUACCACCCCUCCCGGGACUUAGGCUCGCGCAGCUGCCUGUCGGACUCAGAGGAGGAGGAAGGUGAGAGCACGCCCUUCCUCAGUAUGCAGAACAUGAACGCCGCCGAGCCCGUCACCCUCUACAGGCCCGUGCCCGACACGCAGACUUCUCACGCCCAGAGCGGGCGGCACGGGCCUCGCACCAACAAACAAACCAGACUGACGCACACGCGCUCCAAACUGGACAAUGCACCUCACUAGAGAGACCGCCACCUAUCCACAAAAAAAAAAAAAAAAAAAAAAAAAACGAUCUACUAUAGACAUGCACCUAUAAGAAAUAUUUUUAUUUUCUAUAACUGACAGAUAUUAUAAACAAAUGAAAUAUUUAUUUUCAUUUUAGCAAACGUUGUCUACUAGUUAACAGCAAAGACUUUUUUUAUAGGGAAAACUCUAUUUAUAUGUACAUUUUGAUUUACAGCAUAAAAAAAAAAAAAAGAGAUGUGCCAACUUUUUCACAACUUAAAAAAUAUCGAGUAAUAUUGUGGUGCCUUUUGCUGUAUGCUGAGGGCCAGAGGGCCAGUGGAGUUUUUUGUAGCCUUUCUUAUACGGACGCCUCAUUUUUUUAUACUCGUUUACUCUUAAGUUGUCUCUUUUUGGCCUUUUUUCCUUACUUUCCUUUCCAGGUUAUGUUCUUUUGGGAGCUGACCCCCAUCUGAACUGUGACAUCCACCCCUCCCACCGUCAUGCAAUAUAAACCACUCUGACAUAAGGUGUAUGUUUACAUGAAUUUGAUCUACAGAGAUGUUUUAUGAUCAUGUUGCUUUGCCAACAGGAAAUCAAUAACAAAUGCAAUGUGGGGGGGGGGGGGGUUCAGAAAAAGAGUACAUGAGUGCGCGAGUGAGAACGACCAAACGCGAGAGGCCUCAAAAUGACUGUGGCUCUGAGAAAUAUGCUGCUGUUGUUUAGAGUUCCGCAUGCGGGCACUUGAUGUCAUCUUACAGAUGCACCGCCUUGACUUGCUUUGCAUCCUUACAGGGUAAAGAUGCGGUCACGUUUACCAUUGUUCGGGCUAAAAUUUGUGCCCCCAAAAUUUCGCUUAAUGUGACCGCACCUUAAGGUUUGUCACACAGAAGCCUUCUUUUUCCAAAGGGGAUUGUGGGAUAAAUGUGAGGGGGGCCGUGGGCCGUGCUGUCAGUGCUAAUAGCUUUUGACAGAUAAGAAAGCGUAAUAGUCUCUCCCACUCAGCCCACUUUCCCGCCACUCAGUCAAAUCGGCCUCAUUAUCAGCAAAUCCAUCCGGUUAGAGCGGCCAGUGGAGAGAUAGAUGGGAGGAAUGGAAGGCCUCACAGCGUCUCAGGACUUCAUUCCACUGUACAUCUUCCUCUAGUGCAGGACUGAAGAGAGACUGACACCAGGCUGAUAGAUGUGUCCGCUCUACCAAAUGGUCCUGGUACUUUGGGACAGGGAGAGUAACGGGACUGUUCACACAGGACAUGUUCUUACACAGUUUUUUUAUCGUUGCUUUCGUUUGUUGUAUUCCAUUCCAAUUUUUACAUACACACAUACAGUAUAUAUUAUAUAUAAUAUUAUGAUGCUUUUAUUAUUAUUCUAUUAUAAAAAUUGUGCACGUGCACUUUUUUUCCUUUUUUGUGUGCCAUGAAUAUCACGUUUUCGCAAGUUCAACUCUGACAUGCAGCGGAGUGGAUGGGUGUCAGUGAAAACUAAAGAAAAUAAUAGACCGAUUAAAUUAAUAUGAUGGUGUGAUACUCAUGUUUAUAUUUUACAGCAAUUUAUGAGUUGGGUUACUCUUUUUGGUUCUGUGCAUUGUUUAGCUUUGUUUUUAAUGUUCAGAUGUGUCCUGUGUGAACAGCCCUAAAAAGUUUCAUCGCACACAAACACAGUCUCAAACGACAAGACAAAUAGCUGUGAAAAUGAUUAGGGGUCAUUAAAAUACCAAAAUAUGCAAACUUUAUAUUCUGCUUGUGUUCCAAUGCAUUUCACUUUUUUGUGUGUGUGUGUAAAUUUCCUGUUGAUGUUUAACUUUCUCAAUGUUUUUCAUUAUGUCCACAUAUUUCAGAAUUAUUUAAUAUAUUCACAGUUAAUCUAAGACACUAAAUAGUGCAGGUCAUUAUUAUUAUUAUUAUUGUAUAUCAAAUGCUAUAUCGUCAGUUUAUAAUUUUUUUUUUUUUUACAUGUAUAUGUGACUCCAUGUCCAUUUUGAAGCACUCACUGGGCCCAAACCAAACCAGAAGCAGCUGCACUGACUGAUUCUGUUUGGAGUUAGAACCAGUCAGUAUGGAGCAGCGUGAGAUGAAGUGUACUAAAAUCAGCUGUUUUUAACUCUUCACCUUCUUAGAGCAUCCACAGUCAGCAUCAGCUUGCCUUCUUGUUAAAGAUGUCAAGAAUAAUAUGUUGAGAGAGGUGAAGUCCAUUGGUUUUGGCACAGAAAACCAACACUAAAAGAAAUGGAGGAAGAUUAGAACUAAACAGAUACGUGAUAAAUGUGUUCAUGCACUUCUUCCAUAAGAAAAAGAGAUGAAUCAUGAUUAUUUUGUGAUUUUAUCCUAAUAAAAUGGGUUUCAUGCUGUGUUAUGACAGCACAAUGAAAUAUCAGUUUUUAUUUUAAAUGAAGAGAUGUUUUGUUUGAAGUCUGAGCAAAAGUUAUUUGGAUCCCCUACCUUGCUUCCUUACAUUUUGGGUCUUAUUUGUAUGUUUGAGAAAUGCCCAAAAGACAAUGCUCUAGUUAGUUUAAAUGUGAUAUUGCUACUAAACGGUUAUGUCCUGCCAGUUUAUUUCUACCUUUCAUUUCCCCCCGGAUUGAAACGUCUCAACACCUCACCUCUGCAUGUCCUUGUGGUCAAGGUUAGAUGGGUGCAUGGUACAAGCAGCAGAUGAUUUCUUUUUAUUUUUUUUCAAGUCAGUGGAAGUGUAUUUUUAUUUUUUUACAUUCAGCAAUAAAAAAGGAAUAUAUCCCCCC